Molecule: messenger RNA, 4856 nt
Organism: Manduca sexta (tobacco hornworm)
Lineage: Eukaryota; Metazoa; Arthropoda; Insecta; Lepidoptera; Sphingidae
Exons: 8
Coding region: 517-1452 (311 amino acids)
Source: RefSeq, a predicted model, not a curated record
CUCAUCUCAAAACUCAAAUCAAAAAACCAGUUUAUUUACCGACCACAUCCGCAUCGCGCGCGGUCGCAGUGGAUAAGAACAUAUUUUUAAUUCGGGUUUUCUACGUAGAUAAAAAUUCGUUUAUUUUGUUGUGGUUAAAAGUGACGGACGCGUUUAAAAUUAAAUCAAACAAGUGAAAACAUCCUUUCGUAAAACUUUUGAAGGCAUACAAUAUAGCCUGUGAUCUAGGUGUGUCGUAGUUCGAAAUUUAAAUUGUGUGUGAACUUUGUGCAUUAAGGUGAAAAAAACACAGGUUUCAUAAUAAAAUCGUCGUAAAAAUAUUAAAAAGUUCGAAGUUUAUGUUGAUCGUCAAUAAAAUCGAUUAUUUCUUGCAUAGUUGAGUGAUCACCGUGUGACUUAGCGACGAGAUAGGCAGACAAACGAUGCCCAGGAUGCUGCACCAACCUCACCGAACAUCAUCAAAUCGAUCCUGAUGUUAUGUAGCGCAUUCCUAGUGUUUGGCUGAGUCAUGCAGCCAUGGCCAGCGGGAAGAUUCUGUAUUCCAUAGCAGUGGUGGUUCUUGGCUUCAUCUGUUUUGUUGUUGGAGCUGUUGCAGUCGGAUUGCCAACUUGGGGAGAGUUUAUUAGUUAUGAUUCUGAUCGACAGUACAGCGGCCAACCGUUUUAUCUGGACAAUAACUACGAUCACGGCUACUUCGGACCAUGGCGGGUUUGCAAGAAGCUGCUCUACAACAGAGAAAAAUGUGGCUCGGAUGUAUCCAAGUUCCGUCCGCUGACGGCGGUGUACUUCGCGGGCGUGGUGGGCGCCAUCGGUGUGACGGUGCUGGGCGUGUUCUGCCUACUGUCGGUCCUGCAGUUAGCCAUGAUCUCAUCAAAGGAGCGUGUCGCCAUGAAGUACACACACCUCGUCAUGAUGAAGCUCGCGCUGGCGUUGCUAGCCACGUUACUGUCGAUCGCCGCAGCAGGGCUGUUUGCGGUGCAAGGCGAUGACAGAGGCUUCCGCGUGACGAGAGGAGAGGCCUUUUAUGUCCAGAUCGUGUGCAUCGUGCUGAACUCCGUGUUGUUCAUCACGUCGCUGUACGACACGCUGUUCUCGCGGCGCGCGGGCGGAGACCCCACGGCGCCGCUCGCGCCCGACACCACCAUCAACAACCCCGGCUUCAAGGAGGGGAAAGGCAUAUCAAUGACGGACGCGUCAGGGAAGCCGUACAGCACCAACGGUCAUGGUAGUGUCGCGUCCAUGAACACCACAGCGACGACGCUCACGGGCCUGUCAGACGCCAGUACCAUCACGCGGUCGCCCCUCCGCUCGUCCCUGAAGAAACCCCGGCCCCGGGAAGAACAGCCCGGCCUCGGGAUACAAAAUCCGGGAUACUCGGGACACUCACCGCCGCUCAACAGGAACGGGAGUCAGAAGAAAGUGAGGAUACAAACGCACAGCACCGAGGUAUGAUUGUAGUACGUUUUCCGUACUCUGUGGCAUAAAAUUUGGUAAAUGGUAAUUUUCGAUGUUUAAUGAUGGAGAUAUGAACUCUAUACGAUAUUUUUCGAAUCUCGAUCGAUUAAUGAAUUUGUUGAUAUUAAAGAAAACUAAAUAUUACUUACUGAUUAUGUUCAAAUACUAUACACUGUGUAUAAAUAAUGAUGUGACCUCUUAGAAUGUCCCAAAAAACGCGACUCGUAAGUCGAUGUCGCUUAAUUUGACGUUUGUGAUUGGUCGAGAGACCAGGCCGUCGUCAGUCACGUGUUAGUCUCUCAACCAAUUACAAUAACACGACACGGAGUCGUAUCGGUUUUUUUUCCACAUUCUAAGCACUAAUCUGCUAUUAAAAUGGCGUUGACAGUAAAUAAAAUCAACAAGGUGAAUUUUUUGCAAAUACUUUUAAAGAUAUAUUUGCAUUAUGAAUCUCGAACACAAACGAUUCGCGCAAAUCAUUUUUUUUUGGUAAAAUAAAUGUCAUUAUAAUUAAUGAAUGCUGAAGAAAAAUAAGUCUGAACAUAGUUGAUCUCUAAAUACUUCAGCAUUUGUGUCAAUAAAAAUCAAAAUGGUUAAAUUCAUUCUGCCAAAAUUUGUUUGACUAGUUCAAGUGAUCAUAGAAAUGCAUGAAAUUAUUUCUUAUUACAACAUAAUAUGUUAUCAUAGUUAAAAUUUUAUUAAUAUUCAAUUAAAAUGUAUUUACAAUUUUUUGAUUUUUAUUAACACAUUUUAUUACGAGACAAAAUAUUUAAUAAUUUUGCCUUUUCGAUUAAGUAUGCACAAUUUAUUCUUCAAUGUUAGAUGUGAACAGGGUCGUAGCUAGGGACAUUAGUUGGGCACUUUUAUGAAUGAACUAACUAUAAUUAAGUAGGGAUUAUUAUACCACUUAUUGUCCGUCAACUAUUGAGCUACCGGCAGCCCUUUGAGAGCAAACUUAAUGGGCAUGAAAUAAAGUCUAUUUUUGUUCAUUAUUUUUUUUAAAACCCGAUAAUACAUAGAUAUAAGUUUGUAGCUUACCCAACACUGCCCCUAGCUACUAUGUUGUUGGAGAGUUGUAGUAAAAAUUAUUUAAAUAUCACUGUAGAUAAAAGCUACAUUUGUCACUUAUAUAAAUAGUCGUUCAAUAUUACCUAAUUACUUUAUGUAAGCUAUAUUUACGUUUUUAUAACAUAUUAUGUAUAUUUGCUUGAACAAAGUUCUCAGUUGAUAUGUUUUUAAUGUAUAAACUACACUUAUGUAUAUAGUUGAGCACAAAGUGUUGUAAAAAUCAAUAUAAAUAUUUUUUAUUAUCAUACCACAUUUUAGCGUCAAGAGUAAUAAUUACAUUAGAUUUUUAGCAGCAAUUGAGUAAAAUAUAACUUGUAAGGCACAUGAAACAGCCCUACUGUUUACUAAAUGUUUUAUAACAGUAUUUAUUGAUGAAUAAAAUCACCUUUUGGUCUAUACAAUUCCGUGGAAAAUGUAUUGCUUAAAUGCUGCUAAUAAUUUAUCACAUCAGCCUUAUAAUCAAAUUGCAAUAUAGUCGUAAGUAACAAUUUAAUCUUAAGAUAGUUUUGUACAUAUUUAUAUAAUAAAUAAAAAACCCACCAGGCUUUAUAAAAGACAUCACAUGUAGCUGAAAAAUGAAAUAUAAAACUUUCUGCUCUUUCACAUUCUGUGACCUGCUGGUAAUGAAUUAACCAGACUCGAAUAUAGUUUACAUAUUGAAAAUAUUUAUUUAUUAUAAAUGUAUUAUUGUUGGUGUAUAUGUACAGAAUACUGUAUUAAGAAUUGUUUAAGGUCCAAUUCACCUUUGAAUUUAGAUAAUUUUAAAGUACGAGAAUUAUUUUUUUGCUAAAUUAUAUGAGUGUAAAAGUAUACCAUUAUGUGGAACAUGCAGAGUCUAACUUUGGGUCAUAACCUCAAUAACUUUCCUUCAAGAUUCGUGCCUGGAAUCAAUUAUUGUCAUUGUGCCUUAUCCAAAUUUUCUCAAUAUUUAGUUUGACAUUACUGACAGAAUAUUUUCAGUUUAUAGAAAAAUCAAUUGUGCCUUACCAUUGUCCAACACUAUUCUACUUUCAUCAAAUUUAAAUUAUUUAUGUUUAGUUUGUGUAAGUAAUAAAAAUAUGACAUCCGUCCAAAUUCUGGUCUUUAUUGUUUGAGUUAACCUUAUUUGUAGUAUUGUCAUAAUGUAUGGAACUAGAUUGUUUUAUUAUUUGUUAAUUUUGUAUAGUUACUAUGGAUUAAAUGUAUUUUUAUUUACAAAUCUUAUGUAUUAGAUUAUAUAAUAUUUCCACUCUCAUUUAGAUACUCGAGCUCUUUGUAUACAUAAUUUAUCUCUGUAGUAAAGAAUACAAAGAAAAUAUGUAUAGUUAAGCAAUUAUAGUUAUCAAAUGGAAGAAUACAUGAAUUUAUUAAAAUAAAAUUAUUUACAAUGAAAAUGUCGAUGUAUACAUGCGCCGGAUAAUAAUACCAUAUAAAUUCUAAAGACUCCUAUUCUGUAUGUGUGUCUAAAAUAUGUGAAAGCAAUGUACAACUUUUGAAACAAAUAUAGGAACAUUUUAGUUGAUUUGUGAAUAUUUGACAAAAUAUUUGUGUUAACUAUUGUAACACUAUGUUAAAAUCGGCUUGACUGAAAUUCGUUUUGAGAAAAAAAUAUGUUUUAAUGUAAGAAUACUUUAUGGAUUCAAAUUGAUUUAUGUCCAUAGGUAAUUUUGGAGUAAAAUUACACCUACAUUCUUAUGUUUUGUUUUAAUAUUAUAAAUGAAAUGUCCAACAGUCAAAUGCAUAGUUCUAACAAGAUUUAAACCUUAUCUUGUGUUUAAAAUACAGUAAAAUGAGGCAGUAAAUUAUUAAAGUUAUAAAUAUAUAUAAACAAUAUCAUGUAAUUUUCGUAAUUUUCGUCGGUUCAACCUGUGGAUGUAUGCGCACUUGGAAUCUCAGACCGCAGUUUUGUGGCUGCGUUGAGUAGGAAAUUUUUAUUGAUGGUUUUAAGAAUUAAAAUACAAUCUAUAUUCACUAUUCUUAAUGACUGAUUCCAUGUUGCAAUAAGUCAAAUAGAACAUUCUCGUAAUGAAUAAAAUAUCGGUAAUAUUGAUUGUAAGUGUUGUCAGUGCUCUAUGGUCCUACAUUUAUUAAACGGUAAACACCUAUAAUUUAUUAGGUUCCCAAUAUAAAUAAUCAUCAGACAUAAUUAAGACUAAUACAUUCCAUUUUAUGUUCAUCUGACAUGUUAUCUGAUAUGGUGUUUCGAGAUAUUACAACAUAAUAACCUACCUACUGUUAUAUAAUUUUGUAUGUAUAUUAUAAUAAAUUUAUUCCGUCCGAGUUGUUAUCAGAUAAUCUGAUGUUUUGGUUUAUAAUUUUAAGUUUUGCUGAAUAAAGAAUAUUACUUCUUUGGA